AUUAAGUGGCACAUUGACGUCACAAGUUGCCAGGCUCUAGUGUAAACUACUUCCUUCGUCACUUAAAAAGUACCAGAUAAAUCGGCAAAAAUACCGUUGAAUUGACAAGAUCGUUUAAAAAUGUCUUCCGAGAAGGUUGGUAUAAAGGUGGUGGCCCGAUGCCGUCCCUUCAUAGAUUCAGAACAAAGCAAAGGGGCGACCAGGAUCGUGAAGAUGACGGGGGAUAAGACGACUAUACAGAGUCCCCAACAAGGAGGAACUGGAAAGGAGAGUGCUUUCACAUUUGAUGCAAGCUAUUUCUGGGACGUUAGAGCUAGCCAGAUUUACAAGGAGCAGGUGGAGCCUUUGCUGAAGAAGUCCCUAGAGGGAUACAAUGUGACCCUGAUGGCGUUUGGACAAACUGGAAGUGGAAAGACUCACUUGCUGUCAGGGACUAUGGAAGAUCCUGGCGUCGUUACCAUGUUGAAUCGUAGCCUCUUCAAGCACAUCGAUGAAUCAUCCAAGAUGUUCUUUGUCUCGGUCUCUUUUGUGGAGAUUUUGGACGACAAUUUCUUGGAUUUGCUGAACCCACACAGUAAUCCGAUGAAAAUCAGGCAGCACCCUCAAGCUGGAAUUUUCGUGGAUGGACUAUCCGAGUUGGUGUGCAAGAGCGGUGAGGAUAUUGCCAAGUAUUACGACCAAGGAACCCGAGCACGGAAGAUGGGAUCGUCUGUUGUCAUGGCACACAGAGAAAGGGCACACUGUAUCUUCACUAUCACUGUUGAGCACAAGGAUGCGGAUGGAGCCCACUGUAUGAGGAGCAAGAUAGCAGUGGUAGAUGUAGCAGGAUCUGAAGGCGUGCAGAACCAAGAUAAAAGUCUGGUUUCCCUGACCAAUGUGAUCUCUGCACUUGGUGACCCUAAGAAGAAGGGAGGUCAUGUGCCUUACAGGGACUCAAAGAUCACCAGACUACUGCAGGAUGCCAUUGGAGGCAAUUCCUUCACCGUGAUGUUUGCUCUGGCCUCCCCUGCAGACUCCAGCUAUGACGAGACGUUGACUACAUUCCAGUAUGCGCAGUUCUGCAAAAACAUCUCCAACGCUGUCAAGAAGAACAUUGAUGACAGUGAGCGUUUGAUGAAUGAACUUCGCGAGGAGAUCUCACGUCUUCGUGAGAAGCUGACAGGCAGCAGCUUAACAGAAGCUUCAAGCAAGGAUGACGUGUUACGCAUGCAGGAACUGAUCAAGGAUCUCCAGAUAGCCAAGAGCCAGACUUGGGAUGGGAAAGAGAGGAUGUCAGCCCAGUAUGAGGAGGAUAGGAAACUCAACCUAGCCAAGAAGGGUAUUAUGCAGUGGGUGAUGGCGGACAGCCUGAGGAAGGGAAACAAAGAGAUCCAGGACAGAGUUCUAUAUAUGCAGAAGGAGAAGGAUCAGCUUCAGCACGAGUACAAAGAGAGACGCAAGUUGGUGGACAACCUGAAGGAUGAACUACAACUCAAGAUCAUGGACUACACCAAGAUGGCUGAAAGUGGCAGAGCAAACGAAGCAGAGACCAAGUCUCGGGUGACGGCCAUCCAUGAACUCAAGGAAGAGGUCAAGAAGGAGAGCGAGAAUCUCAAGGAGGUCAAGCGAGGUCUGAAGGAGCUGCAGGAUCGACAGAAGAGGGAGAAAGAGGAUAUGCGUAGCCAGCACUCUGACCUGCAGACCAACACUGAGCUGUGGCGUAUGGCCAAGACGGAGGAGAGGAAACGCAAGGAGCAGGAAAACGUGCACAUGCUGGAGGAUGAACUGGAGAGGAUGAGGAUGGAGGUGGACCAUCAGAAAGCAGAGAUACAGUUAAAAGCUGCAGAAGGCUACACAUACAGCAAGGAGGAAUCCAUCGAGCUUGAGAUGGAGUUAGUCAAGGAGCGGGAGGAACGCCGCGUGGUGACCAUGCAGCUGCAGGCCCUGGAUGAGGUCAAAGGUCUCCUGAGCCAGGAGCUGAACGAGGCGUACACUAAACACAGAGAGGAGAUGGAGAUACAACAGUUACAACACUUCCAGACCUUCCGCAACUAUCGUGAGGUGUUUGAGCAGCAGAAGGCAGCCUUAGAGCAGCGUUAUCGCAGCCUGCUUGAGGAUGCUAUCCAAGAUGCUGUCUUCCUGUCAAGCCGCAACUCAGAGCUGGAACAGGAGAACCAGGCACUCAAACAUGAGAUUGCCGAAUUCAAGGACAAGAUCUCUAUGAUGGGAGGCAAUCGUGGGAGGAGCAGGCCAACCUCUGCAGCAUCCAUCCGUUCCUAAAAUUGUUGAGCGUUUUCAUUUGUGUACUGUGGCAGUUGUGUGUGCGAAGUCUUUCAAAAAAUGAUAUUCACGAUCUCAGAGCACCCAUUAUGGCCAAAAGUGUUGACCUUUGUUACUGGCACUUUUUGCAUAUUAACCGUACCAGUUUAAGAAUGGAAGGUGAAUAGAAAAGUUAAAACGAAGAGGCAGAAAAUGACAUUUUUAUGAAUUCCACAAAAUCUCUUCUGUAUGGGGAAGGCAUCCCUAUAACAAAAUCUUCCCUGAAUUUCUACAAUAUUUGCCUGUAGAUCCCCUACAGGCUGAAACAAAGUUUCAAAGUGACAGACUUCAACCAUUCUGUAUAAAUUAAGUUUGACCGUGGAGUGCUUAACAUACAUGUACAUGUUGUUGUCAUUAUGUGCAAAAGUAGCAUCUUUGCUGUUAAGGAUACUGUCUAUCAUGAAGCAAACAUCGAUUUGCUGUCAGACUGUCAAUUGCUGUAUGAAACUAUUAAGUUUUUUAUAUACUAAGAAUGCAUAUGUAUAUGUAGCUGGUAUCUGUACAAAUUUAACCCUUCUUUGUAAAUUAAUAUGCAAUCAGCUU
This is a messenger RNA of Patiria miniata (bat star), 2841 nucleotides long. Its product is annotated as kinesin-like protein FLA10. Gene Ontology annotation, molecular function: microtubule motor activity; ATP binding; microtubule binding. The coding region runs from base 121 to 2259 and encodes 712 amino acids. The record is from RefSeq and is a predicted model, not a curated record. Lineage: Eukaryota; Metazoa; Echinodermata; Asteroidea; Valvatida; Asterinidae. Gene Ontology annotation, biological process: microtubule-based movement; mitotic spindle organization. The transcript has 20 exons.